CUUUCACGACAAGCAUUCCUAUUCGAUACCUAAGGUCUGAGAUCGGAAUCAACGUGGAAUCAAUAACUUUUCAUCGUCUUUUAAAGAUCACCUCAGCUUCACCUGUCGAAACAGGAAAAAAAGAAUGUCUACAAUUAUCGCGGAAGUUGCGCCGAAUGUCGUCAGCGAUCCCAAUGGUGAGACAACUUAUACGGAGAACAAACAAAAAUCUACCGUCAUUGUCAAUGAUAUGUCGAACUCGAUCAGCAGUCCCAAUGUUCAGACAGUGCAAGCAGGAGACCAAGAGAUAUCUAGCAUGGUUGCAAGAAGUGCGCCAGGUUCCGCCAGUAUUCCUGAUGAGCAACCACUCCAAUCAUUCAAUAGAUUCAAGGACCUUCCUCUUGAAUUGAGACUCAUGAUUUGGAGCUUCGCUAUUCCACCAGACGAACCUCGAAUCAUUCCGAUAGAACCAUACAACAUAGGCAGAUCCCUGACCAGAAUCUGGAACUCACGUUCGAUAUUCAUUGAGAGCACCGAGGCUUGGCAAGCUUUUCUGGAAACGCCACAUAUCAAAGCAUUGCCGGAGGAGAACAAAGAUGGCAAGUUGAGAAGUGUCAUUAUUCGCCCAAACGAGCAAAAACUCUGGAAUGUCCAUCCAACUUGCGCCACUCUACAAAAUCUUAUGGAUGCUUGCGAUGAGUCUCGUGGUGUGGUUUCGGAAUCGUCUUACGUUCGGACCUUUGGGGUCUUCGGCGAUAGACCUACGAUCUUGUUUGUUUCUCCAAACGACACAUUCUAUAUUAGCCAGGACGUGCUUUUUGACCCACCGCGAAGGCAUUCUAAUGGACAAUACCUGAGCAGAAGCGGGGGGUUCUACUGCGAAUCAGGCUGGUGCUGGGAGCUCAACCGCGUGGAUAAACUUGCUAUCGGGAAGAGUACUUUCAGCUUCGAAUUCGCUUCCUACAAUGAUCUUCGCUCUGACUGGAUCAAAGAAGUCGUUUCUUGGUUUAGAAACGUCGAUCGAGUUACUCUCGUGUUGGAGUACGACCUUGUAGUCGAUACCGAUGUCUCGGAUUUUGUCUUCAUGGAUCUCCCGGAACUCGAAAUGGCACAGGAGCGGACCACAUGGAGCGAGGAGAAACCAGGUUAUAGUACCGAUACUAUGGCUCACAGUAUCGAAUUGGAUGGCUUGAAGAAUGAGCUUUCGCGCCACGGCAGCUUUGAUACGCCGCCCAACCUCCCAACGUCACUAAUCUUGGACCGCAAGAUUAUGAUGACCUCCAAGCGAAAAUUAGAGUUGAGCAACGUGGAUGAUUGGAAACGUUCCAAGGAUCUGACCAAGGCCUUUUGCUUACUAUCUCCUGUAAGUAUGGAGCCUCUAUUCAUCAUUGUCGACAGAGAAGCAAGAGUGAAGGAUCUGCUUGCCACGUUUGCCUCCAAAAGACUUGGUCUGAAUUAUGAUGCCAGUCGAAUAACACUCUCUCAUGCCCGUGGACAGGGCAAGAAGAUAGAUCCAGAAGUGCUCGUGUAUAGACUUGCGGAAGAUGGGAGAAUACUAGUUAUUGACUGCUUAGCUGCAGAUGGGAGAUGGGCGUAGCUUAUCUCGCUAUGAUUUAGUCGUCCAAGAUUGAUAGCUAGGUC
Mollisia scopiformis is the source of this 1620-nucleotide messenger RNA. RefSeq lists its product as uncharacterized. The record is from RefSeq and is a predicted model, not a curated record. Lineage: Eukaryota; Fungi; Ascomycota; Leotiomycetes; Helotiales; Mollisiaceae. The transcript is spliced from 2 exons. The coding region runs from base 125 to 1576 and encodes 483 amino acids.